Bactrocera latifrons is the source of this 5077-nucleotide messenger RNA. It is a transcript of the gene lgs, whose product is annotated as protein BCL9 homolog. The record is from RefSeq and is a predicted model, not a curated record. NCBI's taxonomy places the organism in Eukaryota, Metazoa, Arthropoda, Insecta, Diptera, Tephritidae.
UUAGCGCGUAUAUGUGCAUUAAAGCUGGAAGGAAUUAUUUCUCUAAUAAUAGAAAGGUCGUAUCAACCACGAUUUGUGAUGGUUGUUAGUAAGAAUUCGGUACAGUAAUUAUAACAAUCUCAAAAAACGGAUAUUUUGAGGAUUCGAAUUAUUUAGUUAAUAUAAUUUGAAAAGUGUUUAUUUCCGCAAGUAUAUUCUAUAAAUUGAAUAACAUAUAUGUAGGUGUGCGACACCAAAAAAUUUUCUCGGCAAUUUUCUAAGAUGUGAGAGUUUGGAGGCAAGUGGAUAUUUCUUUGUGAGCAAAAAGCGGGAUCAGAGCACCAAAAUAAUGUUUAUACCGUGUUUUAUGGUAGUGUUUCUGGAAGGCUCUACGUAACUAUGAAACUGAAUGCCAGCAAAAAAUAAUCAAAAUUUUCAGCUAUGAACACACCAUCAAAGACAGCAAUCAAACUAAAUACUAACGAAGCCAAAACGUCAGAGUCGUUCGAAAUAAUAUCGCCAUCUGUUGAGACGUCUUCUAGUACAGUAACACUUGAGUCCAUUGCGGCACAUAUUUCUUCCAAAUCCUCAUCGCCAUUCAAUGUUUUAGGAUUUAAGGAUUCCUCAAGACUAUCACCGCUAUCUGAAGCAACCGUUACUAAUUACGCUGGUGAUUUAAAGACAAAAAGUUUAAUAAAGUCUCCAACAUCAUCCGGAACAAGAUCACCAAUUGAUAGUCCUUUACUUCCAUUUUUAAAUGAUACAUAUCACCAUAAUAAGCAACAGAUUCAACAAAGAGACAUUGUUUUAAAUAACCGUUGCGAUAAUAUGCUAUCAUCAUCGAGCAAUAACAAUCAGCAGACACCUCCAACUACUACUACAGGAGGAGUGCUACUUGUCAGCAAUGCAUCAUCACCCACUAACAGUAUUAAAAAUAUUAAAUGUGAACCCUUUUCAACACUGUCGCCGCUUAAUGACAGCGUUAAUAGUAAGAAUAUGUUAGACGAAACGCAUAAUAACAACAACUUAAAUGGGGCUAGUGCUGCUGCAAUAGAUACUGCUGUUAAGCGCGAUAGAGAUUGUCCUACUAUAUCCACUACCACAUCUACACCAAUUAUGCGUCAAAAUUCCAAUAGUACCAUUAAGUCGGGUCCUAACACAGUGAAUGCUUCCUCACCAAAUAAUGGUAGUGAUCUUUCGAAUAGUAGUAACAUUUCAUCAAAUUUGUCACAAGCUAAAGAAAGUAAUGCAGAUAUUCUUCAUGAUCUUAACAAACCAGAAAAAUGUGAUAAUAAAAAGAAGUCAAACAUGAAUAAUUUAGCUACUGUGAAAGAAGAUGACACUGGUGUAAAGUCUUCUGUGGAAAAAAGUGUUCUUACGGGAUCUUCAACGAAAAGUGUUCAGUGCAAAACAACGGCAAUAAGCUCAUUGUCUUCUGCAAAAGAAGAAACAAUUGGUAUGAAUAAUUUAAUGAACGUAAAGAAAGAAGAGGGUAUUGUUUCACCAGACAUAUCUCCGGCUGGUUUUGGUUCGAUUGCCAACUUGUCUGGCAGUAACACAGUGGAUGUCAGAUCUUGCACACCAGGCAAACCAGUAAAACAAGAAGAUGUAGCCAACACGAAGACGGUUACUAAUUCUAACAAUAACAGCACGAAUUCUAAUAACCACGAAAAAAUAGUUUCUAUGUUGGGUUCUAUGAAUAAUGGAUCUAGCGGAUGCGCAGAAGAUUCAAUUUCUGUAUCUGAUACUACUACCGCCCUUGUUAACACAUCAACCGACUCUUGCGUUGGCGGAUCACAUCAUUCGUCAGGAAAUGUAAUAAAUAGUGGAUCAAUUUCAAAUUGUAUGGAGUAUAUGCAGCAACAAAAUCAUAUAUUUGUGUUUUCAACCCAAUUGGCAAAUAAGGGUGCUGAAUCAGUUUUGAGUGGUCAGUUUCCAACAAUAAUAGCAUACCAUUGCACACAACCAGCAACAAAGGACUUUCUUGAAGAUUUCUUUAUAAAAAAUCCUAUGAAAAUAUCUAAAUUGCAGCGCCAAAAUUUGUGCAACAUAUCAGUAGGUUCCGGUCAACAAUGGGUUGGAGGAUGCAAUGCACUACCAAAACUUACUCAAAAACCCAAUGUCAAUAAAAUAAAUUUUUCGACUAUGGCCGGCAAUUUGGAAAGCAAACUAUCUCUUCGACAGUCCAAUAUUCCUAAUUUUAAUGACGUCUCGGAAAAUUUAAAUAGUAGUGAAAACGAAUUAAUGUGUUGGGAGCAGGGGAGAAAUAAUAUGGAAGGAACAUCUAACGACGGUCAUACAGCUUUAAAAAUUACAAAUGGUGUCGAUGGAGUCGUAGAUGGCGGUUCCCAUGCUGUUAAUAAAUCCCUUGCUGCCCCCGAAGGGGCGAGUGUGAAUAACGAUAAUAGUACGCCUUCACUACAAGGAAUUAAAGUACCCGAUGAAAAUUUAACACCACAACAACGUCAGCAUCGCGAAGAACAGUUAGCCAAACUAAAGCAAAUAGAUAAAUUUUUGUCUAACCCUCUUCAAGGAGCAGGUCAACUGGGAAAAUUGAACUCAGAUGGUGUACCAGCUAAUCUUGCCGGCCUAAUGCUGAAUUUACCUAAUACAGGUUCGGUUGGUAUUGGACCACAAAUAACUAAUCAACUCAAUCCUAACGUCCGACAUAUGGCGUCAAAUGUAAUGAAUGCAAAUACUCACAAUAUAUGCAAUCCCGAAAAUAUGCCAGCAACAUUAGGUGAUGGGAACAUUGCUCCACCAGACAUUCUCAGUACCCAUGAGAUAAAUAAUUUGACAAAUAAAUCAAUGCACAUGAACAAUCAAUCGAGUAUGCAAUGUGGACGUAAUGGAAUUGUUGGUAUCGUCCCUUCUAGUGUUACUGUAAGCAAUAUCACCAGAAGUUCAUUAACUUGUCACACCGGCGGAAAUAAUACGGUAAAUAGUAACAUCACUGGUGCUGGUGGACUUAUGCCGAAUUCACCUGAAAUUAUAAAUAAUUUUAUUGGAGAAGGCAAUUUAAAUAGCAAUUCUGUCAAAAUAAUUGGGCCAAUUGGAUUGGGUUCUCAGGAAAUGGCUCAGGCAGGUAUGGCACAGAUGGAGUGGUCCAAAUUACAACAUCAGUUUUUUGAGGAACGUAUUAAAGGUAACAAGGGACAGGGACAAAACGAUGUCGGAUGUAUGCCAGCAUCACUUUGUCGUUCAAAUUCUGGAAGCAUGCGACCAAAUAUAAGCGGAUCAGGUGCACAAACUGUAACUGCAAGCAGCUGUCAAAGUAUUCGUUCAACACAAGGCCCACCCCCACCAUAUCAUCCUACACAGCGUUCGGCGUCGGUACCCAUUGCAACACAGUCUCCAAAUCCAGCUAGUCCUAAUAACCCGACGUCAAAUUUAUCGUUACCGUCACCUCGAACAACAGGGGCAUUAGGAAUAACGGCAAACUCACCAAAUAUGGACGUGCAUGUGCCUACUAUGCCAACAACACUGGCAGUAACGGCAGCAACAUCAACAGUCAGUACAGCAAUAUCAAAUGCAAAUGGUCAAAGUAAGAAUAAUUUCCCAUCUGAAGGUUCGCCAACAAGCACUGGCACUAAUAACAGUACUACAAAUACAAUUGGGAAUAGAAAUCGUAAUAAUCAAAUGAGCCAAUUCAAUAGUAAUCCCAGUACUCCAUUAUCACACUUAUCACCUAAAGAUCUUGAUUCAUUUCAUACAAAUGUACAAGCAGGUGAUUUAAAAAAUACGCGUCCCAGUCCACAAAGGUCACGGACUCCUUUGAUAGGAUCAAAUAAUGGUAAUAUUGCUGAUGCUGGAAAUAUGGACGGUCGUUUCCUUUCAGCCAGCCCAGGCUUAAAUUUUCCGCAACCUAUGCCCACCGCGACAAGCUCUAAUAGUGGUGUCAACAGCUAUAAAGGACCGGGCCAAAUUGAACGCCAAAAUUCAGCUCCAGUUCCUUCACAGUUCAAUCGUCGCACCGACAACCUCCCUUUAAAUCCUAAUAGUAACCGGCCAACGCAGAAUAAAUUGAAUCAUACUUUUGAUCCAAUAUCGUCAUUAGCUCAGAUGUCUCAGCAGCUCACAAGUUGCGUGCCACUAAAUGCGGGGAAUGGCGGAGGAGUCGGAAAUAUGGGCGUCAUUGCAGUGAAUGAUGUAAACGUUCCGAAUAAUGUAAACCAAAAUUUAGAAACCAUGAUGGCUUCAAUAGAUACGGGAUUAGACCCCUGUAAUGCUGGCCCAUCUGGUAAUAUGGGAAUGCCCCCCCAUAUGAGUGGUCCCGUACCGUUUAUGUCUAAUAACUGUCAUAUUAAUUCUAUGUUGGGUUCUAUGGGACAACGUUUACUUAAUCCAAAAAUGUGCGGAAGUUUUAAUUCAGCCAACGGUGGAAUAGGACGGGACGGACCAAGUGGAUUGCAUGGAGUAAUGCCCAAUCAUCGAAUGAUGAGUCGCAUGCCCAUGAAUUUUAGUAAUUUUAGUGCUUCAUCCAAUAUACAAGGACAAAUCUCUGCAAAUGCUAAUUUACUACCGAAUGAGCAUAAUUCAUCCAUGCAAUCUCCAUUAAAUGGACCAAUUAUGAUGGGUAAUAAUAGUAACAUGCUCUCGAACACAAUUCAAGUGGGCAACAGUACGCCUCCUGUUGGAUGCACUGUCAGUGGGGGGAAUGGUCCAGUUGACGUAGGUAACGUUGGGUACAAACCAUUUGUUGGUCCAGCUUCGAAUGAUCUUAAGUAUGCGCAGCAGUACCAUAGUUUUCAGCAGCAAUUGUAUGCAACAUCCACGAGAAGUCAACAAAAUACUGGCAAUACUAAUAUUGGAAGCAAUGUAUCGGCUAAUCCUUCUUAUUUUGUCAAUAAGUAAAUUCUAAAAUUAUAAGUACAAGCUAAGUUAUCCAUUUGCAAUAAAUCUUGCUCGAUUCGUCUCCUUAAAAUCAACGCUCUUGCGUACAUAUACAGAUCUAUGUCACUGUUCUUAUGCCAUUUAAAGUACCGCCCUUGAUGGCAUCAACUGAGUAUUUUUGGUUUUCUUUAGUCUAUGUGUAAGUACUUAUAUAGCUUUUUGUGGUGUUAAAAAAAAAAAAAGAUUAAAACAUGCCGUUACUAAA